Messenger RNA from Lachancea thermotolerans CBS 6340, 1548 nucleotides. RefSeq names its product putative asparagine synthase. The record is from RefSeq and is a predicted model, not a curated record. NCBI's taxonomy places the organism in Eukaryota, Fungi, Ascomycota, Saccharomycetes, Saccharomycetales, Saccharomycetaceae. Gene Ontology annotation, molecular function: asparagine synthase (glutamine-hydrolyzing) activity. The transcript has a single exon. Bases 1 to 1548 code for a protein of 515 amino acids.
AUGUGUGGGAUUCUUCUUCACUGCCAUGGCUGUUCUAAAAUCGAAAAGGAUAUCUUUCAAGAAAUACAUGAAGCAAAUAUAGCUCGAGGAGAUUACAUGAGUUAUUUGACACCUCCUGAAGAGUUGAGCAACUUGAUUCCCUAUAUCGUUGACCGCGGACCUAACUACGCUUCACUGAAAACGUCCAAAGAUGAUAACAUGACGUGGUUUACUUCCGUACUCUCGCUAAGAGAGCCGUUUACAAAGCAAUGUAUCGAAGUGGAGGAUAGGUUUGUUUUGCAAUAUAAUGGAGAGAUUUACAAUAGUUCCAUCUCGCACAACGAUACCCAAUACAUCGCAGAAAUGCUACUUAAUGCUAAAGACAUACCGAGUGUAAUCAGAACGCUUUCAGGCGAGUUCGCAUACACUAUAUAUGAUAAACUAACCGGGGAAGUCUUCUUUGGUCGGGACCCGAUAGGAAGGCGGAGUUUAAGCUUCAAGUUGGACACCGGUGACUCAAAGAUUUGCAUUUCUAGCGUCAGCGGUAAAAUUGAAGGUUUUCAAGAUUGCCAGGCCGGCGUAAUUUACGUCUUUCAAAAGAACACAGGUGAGCUGAAAUCAAACCUUAGAAUAAACAGCGAACGUUUCGCUGUGUCGAACAAAGUGGACCACGACUUAUCACAAAUAGUCGAGCAAUCUUGUAAGCUUUACGAGCACAUCUCGGCCGCUGUAAGAAAAAGAGUAACAACAAUACACCCAAUGCACACGGAGAACAGACCCAUCUCAAUUCUUUUUUCAGGUGGGCUAGAUUGUUCGGUUAUAACAUCUUUAAUUUGCCAGCAAAUUUUGGAUUUAGGGGGGAAUAUUGUCCUAGAGCUUCUCAACGUUGGAUUCGAGAAUCCCAGGACUGGGCUUAGUCCGUCGCAGGUUCCUGACAGGAUUCUCGGCCAACGGUCUGCUUCAAUUUUGAGGGCUCUUUACCCACAAGUCCAGAUUAUGUUUGUAGAAGUCGACGUUCCUUACUCAGAAUUUUUGAAGUAUAAAGCGCAUAUCAUGAAUAUGAUAUACCCAAAACAGACCGAAAUGGACUUAUCAAUUGCAGCAGCCUUUUAUUUCGCUUCUAGGGGAGAAGGCUUCGUUAAUGAGCCUUCGGGCACAAGAAUCUCUUACAAAAGAAAGGGGCUUGUGUUAUUCAGUGGUUUAGGUGCUGACGAAUUGUAUGGCGGCUACCAUAAAUUUUCAAAAAGAGCAAAUGAAGAAUUGGUGCCUGAACUUGAAGUUCAAAUUAACAACAUCUAUGACAGGAACUUGAAUCGUGAUGACAAGGUGAUAUCUUCCAACGGAGUUGAGAUUAGGUACCCUUUUUUGGACGACCAAGUUGUAGCAUUUUCCACUCAGCUUCCCAUCAACUACAAAGUCAACAAGAUGAUUCUGAGAAAAGUUGCAAGUCAAAAUCUGAAUUUAUCCAGUAUUAGCGAGGAGCCAAAGAGGGCAAUUCAGUUCGGGGCCAAAAGUGCUAAGAUGACGAAGAAUGGCAACAAGCAAGGUACCGAUUUGGUUGUUGCGUGA